Molecule: messenger RNA, 666 nt
Organism: Parnassius apollo (apollo)
Lineage: Eukaryota; Metazoa; Arthropoda; Insecta; Lepidoptera; Papilionidae
Source: the annotation of a GenBank genome assembly
AUGUCUCGAAAUUCAAGCCACGAACACUUCAUUACAGAAAGUGGAGAUGUGUUAGAAGUAAUCAGGGAGGAGCAAUAUUUCACGACUGUCUCAUCAGUUAAAAUAGAUGCCACUGGCAACACCAAAAUGGAUGCCACUGGCAGCACCAAAAUAGAGGCAAUGCCAGGAGAUCUCACAGCUGAAUGCACCUGUGCUAAACGGAAAGUGAAGGAAGAAUAUAUUUCUAACAAGGAAGAUAUCAAUAAAUUGCUCAAAGAAAAAGAAGAUUUGUUGAAAGCGAAGUAUAAGAAAGAUUUAGAUAAUGAAAUCAGAAUUUUAAAGAACAGAUUCGAUUUUAUUUUACAGAAUGAAGAAAUACGCACUUCCUACAUGCUAUGCGAAGCGCACAGAGAGCGGAAGGAGAAAAUUAGCGCCCUCCAAACCCAACUUGAAUGUAAGAAUCUGGCUGGACUCAUGUACGUGCUAUGCUCUGAGCGGAGAAGAUGCAAAUAUGAGAAGCUACAAAUGGCUCAAGAAUAUACGAAAUAUAUAGAAGUUCUUCAAGAUGCUUUAGCUGACGCGCAGGCAUUGAUCCUUCGACUCGUGCGAGGCUAUAAGAUUGCUUCAAAAGUUGAUGACGAGUGGCAAGUGAAGAUAAGAAGCAUUAUCAAAGAAGUGAUUGGUUGA